Molecule: messenger RNA, 1451 nt
Organism: Labeo rohita (rohu)
Lineage: Eukaryota; Metazoa; Chordata; Actinopteri; Cypriniformes; Cyprinidae
Exons: 1
Coding region: 43-1392 (449 amino acids)
Biological process (GO): DNA recombination; DNA integration
Molecular function (GO): DNA binding
Source: RefSeq, a predicted model, not a curated record
UCCAGCCCAGGUGGACCUUUUUGCCACGAGGGAGAACACGCAAUGUCCCCUCUGGUACUCUCUAGUUCAUCCAGCUCCCCUGGGGCUGGAUGCCAUGGUGCAGACGUGGCCGAGGCUACGUCUGUACGCCUUUCCCCCGAUCGCUCUGCUCCCGGGAGUUCUAGAGAGAGUGCGCCGGGACGGGGUGUCCCUUCUUCUAGUAGCCCCGUACUGGCCGGGCCGAGUAUGGUUCUCGGACCUGAUUUCUCUCCUCGACGGCUCUCCCUGGGAGAUUCCCGUCAGGAGAGAUCUCCUCUCACAGGCAGGGGGCUCCAUUCUUCACCCCCGGCCGGAGCUGUGGAAGCUUUGGGUGUGGCCUCUGAGGGGGCACACCUCUUAGCUUCCGGUCUCUCAACCGAGGUUGUUGAGACCAUCCUCCAGUCUAGAGCUCCCUCUACGAGGAAACUGUACGCCUUGAAGUGGAAGCUUUUCACUUCUUGGUGCGGACGCCGCCAGCAAGACCCAGUUAACUGCCCAGUUGGCUCAGUGCUGGAGUUCCUGCAGGAUAGGCUAUCCGCAGGGUUAACCCACUCCACCUUGAAGGUUUACGUGGCGGCCAUUGCGGCCUACCCGCCCCCUCUCGGUGGUCUUUCUGUGGGCAGAAACCCCCUUGUUACACGUUUCCUCCGCGGUGCACUGAGGCUGAGGCCUCCGGUACGUCCCCGUGUCCCUCCCUGGGACCUGUCCGUGGUGUUAGAGGCUCUCUGCAGGCCUCCUUUCGAGCCUGUUGAGGAAAUUUCUGACAGAUUUCUUACCAUAAAGACUGUCCUUCUUCUUGCUCUUUCCUCCCUAAAGAGAGUUGGGGAUCUUCAGGCCCUCUCUGUGGCCCCUUCCUUCCUGGAUUUCGCUCCAGGCCUUUCAAAAGCUUUCCUUUACCCUCGUCCGGGGUAUGUCCCUAAGGUCCCCUCCUCGACACCACGGCCUGUCGUACUUCAGGCCUUUUGUCCUCCUCCCUUUCGGGACGCUGACCAGCAGAAGCUUAAUUGUAUGUGUCCGGUGCGAGCACUGGACGCAUACGUCCACCGGGCUGCCAGGUGGAGAAAGUCAGAUCAGCUGUUUGUCUGUUAUGGCCCCCCUAAGAGGGGCCUCCCUGCUUCCAAGCAAACGAUAAGUCGCUGGAUAGUGGACGCUAUUUGCUCUGCAUAUGAGGCCUCUGACCUCCCUCCUCCUCUAGGGGUCAGAGCUCACUCUACCCGGAGCAUGGCUGCCUCUAAAGCUUUUCUUGCUGGGGUUCCCCUGCAAGAUAUUUGCAACGCUGCGGGUUGGUCCACACCUUUGACCUUUGUAAGGUUUUAUGAACUUGACCUGCGGGUCUCGCCUGGUUCCUCUGUCCUUGCUCCUAGCACAUCCUAGGCAGGGACUGGGGUCUGGCGGCGUGGGCAUCUCGUUCCCAAAGCGUUUCGACGCGGCUC